Messenger RNA from Bursaphelenchus xylophilus (pine wood nematode), 956 nucleotides. NCBI's taxonomy places the organism in Eukaryota, Metazoa, Nematoda, Chromadorea, Rhabditida, Aphelenchoididae. The record is from the annotation of a GenBank genome assembly.
AUGAGUUCCAAAGCGGGUAAAAAGGCCAAAACGGGUGAGAAGAAGGAAGUCAUAGAAGAUGAAGCUGUUUCACUCACCAAAGAGGGAGAUAUUUUGUUGAGAGUUCAUGCAAAACCUGGCGCCAAAUUAACCUUGAUUACUGGUGAGUCGAGUUAAGCGAUGAGAAUUAGUCUAGAUCUCAGCGCCGAAGCGAUUGGAGUAGCGUUGGCGGCCCCACCAAGAGAUGGACAAGCGAAUGAAGAGUUAUUGAGGGGAAUGAUGGAGUUCUUGGGGCUGAGGAAGAAUGAAAUCGAAUUUCAGAAGGUAAGGGCGGCAUUAAUUUGUGGAAUGAUAGAACUAUUACGAGGCCAGAGAAGAUAGAAUAUCGCCAAAAUUUUUGUAGUUGAUUUAGAAAAGCGUUCGGAUGAAAAAUUUAUAUUUGGGGGAUCAGAUGUCAUGGUGAAGAUACGAAAGUCAAAUUUUAGUCUGAGAAACGAUGCAAAGAGCCUUAGGGGAAAUCAAUCGACUAUUUUAAGGGUUGACGGAUUAUCUUGCUUGUUCUUUUGACAGUUCAAAAGUUUAGAGAUAUUUUUAUAAAAUUAGGGUUACUGUAGGCAAUAUUUGCUUUAAUGUCUUCAAAAGUAGAUACAAAUGGGCGAGCUCUUGCUUAUAUAUUACUUUUAUAGUCCAUAGUUAAACUUUGCGUGUCAGAAUGACAGGUUUUCUGGGGGUUUGAAGUAAAAAUUCUUAUUUUUUUUUAUUUUUUUGGCCUAAAAUAAUAAAACUUGAUGAUUAAAAAUAUAUAAAAUUUAGAAUGUACUAUAUGGGCGUAUAUGUUCCUAUUAGUAUAAUUGUGAUAGCAUUUCUUUAAAAUUUAUUUUCAGGGUGCCAAAAGUCGAGACAAAAUGCUGCUGAUCACCUCCAAAAAGUAUACGGUAGAUGAAAUCAAAGCCAAAUUAAAAGCGAAUAUCCAAUAA